UAUAAAUGGUUCUGACGUUUGUUCAGUCAAGAAGAGAGCGAGGAGCCAUCAAGAAAGAAGUUCAGAACGACGGAGGAGAGUCGUCUAGCUGCCGGUCCUUCAAUUCGAACCAUAGACUUACCUAUGGUUACAAAUUCCGAUCCUCUCAUCAUCCAGGAAGAUGCCCCUGCACCCGUCCUGAUUUUGGCGGUAGAAAAUACGACUCCCAUAAAAGCAGUCGGACAUGACGGUUGCAUGGCGCCUGGCAAUCUAGCGGGAAAUUCGCCAAGCCUUUCGCCGUUAAUGGCAAGUCCCAAUGGGCAGCCUGCUGCAGAGUACGACUCCAGUGAUUCAGGUGGUUCUUACCUGUCCUACGGAAGUCCCAAUCAGCAGCAAUGCUACAAAUCCCCCGUCAGCUCGCGUGCAGGAACGCCUCCUCCCGAACAACCACAACUGCUCAACCGGGCUGUGAACAUUAUGAAACAAAUCACAACCGAUGAUCAACGCAUUCUCGUCCAGACCGCCGCUCUCCGCCAGAGAGCGGCGGGGCUGAAGGAGCAGGCGAGGAACACGCGGGAUGUCGUGCGCGCCGAGCGGGGGCGGCGUGAGAGAUUGGAGGCCUACUUCACAUACUGGAGGGAGAUUGCGCCCAAUUGGCCAAAAGAUUGGAUCUACGAAGAAGGCGAGGAGGAUCAGAUGCGGACAGAAAGAGUGUUAAAGACUAUGACACCACCACUACCGUCAACAGGCCCGACAGGCCCACCAACCUUGCCUUUCGACGGAAGAGAUGCACCGAACUCGCAUAGGGAGUUGAGGCGCCGUCAGCUGCAGCCACGACAGGAAGCUCCCACGCAGAAGACUGGGGCAGUUGCUCCUGCUGCAGAAGUCGACCAGUCGGGUCAACAUAUCAAUCGCCUGCCUUUGCCACAGUUUACUAUCAAAGGAAGAGCUGCAAAACGAAAAUAUUGCAGUUAAAUCGUUGACGAUUCGUACUGCGAGCUUGACCUACCGAUGUUACUUUACCCUCAGUCGGGAUAUAUCCCGUGAUAAUGUGUAUUACUCACAAGUUGUGUAUUUGUUAUACCUUGUCAACUGAAAUCAAUAAUGACGCCUAUCCAUCCAUUUGACGUUGGACUCAGGACCAGCAUGCGUU
Suillus subalutaceus is the source of this 1132-nucleotide messenger RNA. RefSeq lists its product as uncharacterized. The record is from RefSeq and is a predicted model, not a curated record. The coding region runs from base 124 to 954 and encodes 276 amino acids. NCBI's taxonomy places the organism in Eukaryota, Fungi, Basidiomycota, Agaricomycetes, Boletales, Suillaceae. The transcript is spliced from 4 exons.